AUGGCCGAAGAAUCAUCGCAAGCGAUCGCCGACCUCCCGACCGGCGAGCCCAUCCCGUCCUCGUCCCCGCCGCCGUCUUCGAAGAAGCCCUCCCCGCUCCCGCUUCGCGCUCUCCUCGCCGCCGCGCCGUCCAACAUCGAUGCGUUCCUCGCGCACCUGCACAGAUGCCUCCAGACGCCCAGCGGGAUCGACACCGUCCUGCUCUUCCUGUGCUACACCUCGCGGUUCAACAGCGCCGCGCUCACAUCGCUGUCGCAGUCGCUCCUGCGGCGGUCGGCGCGCGAGCUCAUCGCCCUGGCGUUCACGCUGCCGCCGCGCACGACGGUGCUCUUCUCCGUGCCGGGCAAGAGCCCCGGCAAGAGCGCCGCCGCCGAGCUCGCCCUGCUGCUCGCCGGCCGCCUCAAGUCGCUCGCCAGCCUGAUCAGCGAGCUGCGCAUGAUGAUGCGCCUGUGGGGCCUGCUGGGCAUGUACUUCUGGGGCAAGGGCCUGGCGAACAAGCUGCUCGCCGCACGGCAGGCGAAGGUGACUACUGACGGGGGAGAAAAGACCGGCGACGAUGCCGCCGCGGCGCCCAAGGAGAGCCCCCUCGUCACUGCCGUGGCUUGGACGCAGUGGCUCUCGUGCGUCGUCUUCCAGGCGCUCGAGAACGGCGCGUAUCUCUCGUCCAAGGGCGUGCUGGGGUGGUCGCCGCAGGCACAGGCGCGCGCAUACAGCAUCGGAACCAAGGCUUGGGGCGUGUAUGUCGCCGUGGAGCUGGGCCGGCUGGCCGCGGAGAUCGUGGCCAAGCGGAGGGCGGCGCGCGAGCCGUCUGUCUCGGCGGCGGACGCGGAGUCCGCGAAGACGGAGCUGGUCGGGCUGCGCACCGAGUUCGUGCGCAAUGCGGCCUGGGCGCCGCUGAUUCUACACUGGAGCAGCGAGAAGGGGCUUGUGAGCGAUAUGACUGUUGGGUUGCUGGGGAGCAUCCCAGGUGUGAUGCAGAUGAGGAGAUUGUGGCGGGAGACGGCAUGA
Molecule: messenger RNA, 1008 nt
Organism: Phaeoacremonium minimum UCRPA7
Lineage: Eukaryota; Fungi; Ascomycota; Sordariomycetes; Togniniales; Togniniaceae
Product: putative peroxin 11c protein
Exons: 1
Coding region: 1-1008 (335 amino acids)
Source: RefSeq, a predicted model, not a curated record